UCGUUGCUUUAGUGUUUACAUCAGACGCGCCGAAAAGCGUGAACGAAUGAUCAACGUUGACAAGAAUUAAUGUGCCACAGGUUUUUAGAUGCACACUAAAAAAACCGAGCAAUGACAUCUGACGACGAGUCACGGUUGCAGAAGGGGCUGCAGUCCACAAUUGAACCCAGGAAAAGCGACCGCGGUCGAGAUGUCGAGCGCGGGCGCGAGAAACGACACAGGUCUAGGAGCAAGGAAAGAAGAAAAAGGUCACGGAGCCGUGAGAAAAGAUCCAGGUCACGUAGUCGCGAGAGAAAGAAGGAUCGAGACAGGGACAAAGGACGUGACAAAGAGAGACGCAAGGACAAGGACCGAGGAAAGGAUGAAGAUGGCAAGCCCAAUGAAUCAUCUGCAAAAGAGAAAGAUGACGAGCAGGAAGAGACAUCCACCAAAAAAGAGCCACUUUCCCUGGAGGAACUGAUGGCCAAAAAGAAGGCCGAGGAAGAUGCUCGAAGCAAGCCAGUGUUCCUGACCAAAGAGCAACGGGCGGCCGAAGCUCUGAAGCGUCGUCAGCAGGAGGUCCAGGAGCAGCGUCAGAAAAUGGAGGAGGAGCGCAAGAAGAGGCAGCAGUUUUUCGAGCAGGCCAAACGCUCUGAUGAUGUCUCCGACCGCCUGGACAGACGGAGAAAAGAGCGAGAGCGGUACCGUGAAGCUGAUGGCGAUGAGGAAGAUGGCAGAGACAAGAUCAGGGAACACAAAGACAAAGAGAAGGAAUUUGAAGCUAUCAAAGAGCGCUACCUGGGCCUCAUCAAGAAAAAGCGGCGCGUGCGGAGGCUAAACGACCGCAAGUUUGUCUUCGACUGGGAUGCCUCGGAAGAUACUGCAGUCGACUACAAUCCAAUCUACAAAGAAAAGCACACUGUGCAAUUCUUUGGCCGGGGACAUGUUGGAGGCAUUGACCUCAAGGCUCAAAAGAAAGAACAGUCCAAGUUCUACGGCGAGUUACUGGAACGCCGAAGAACACAGGCUGAAAAGGAUCAAGAAGUGGUGCGGCUGAAGAAGAUCAAGCGCAAGGAGGAAAAACAGAAGUGGGAUGACCGGCACUGGUCACACAAGUCCUUGGAAGAGAUGCAGGAGCGUGACUGGCGCAUAUUCCGCGAGGAUUUCAGCAUCACCAUCAAGGGCGGCCGCAUCCCCAACCCACUCCGCAAGUGGUCCGAGUGCAACCUCCCCACUGCCAUCCUUGACGUCAUCAAGGAGCUUGGGUACAAGGACCCCACGCCAAUCCAGAGGCAAGCCAUCCCCAUUGGUCUGCAGAAUCGGGACAUCAUUGGCGUUGCUGAAACAGGCAGUGGAAAAACACUGGCCUUCCUGCUGCCACUGCUGGUCUGGAUCACUUCCCUGCCCAAGAUUGAAAGGCAGGAGGAUGCCGACCAGGGACCAUACGCCAUUAUCAUGGCUCCAACACGUGAGUUGGCCCAGCAGAUCGACGAAGAAACUACCAAGUUUGCCAAGAUGCUGGAAAUCCGUUCGGUGGCCGUCAUUGGUGGUCUCUCCCGUGAGGAGCAAGGAUUCCGGUUGCGUCUUGGCUGCGAG
This is a messenger RNA of Rhipicephalus sanguineus (brown dog tick), 1575 nucleotides long. Its product is annotated as probable ATP-dependent RNA helicase DDX23. Lineage: Eukaryota; Metazoa; Arthropoda; Arachnida; Ixodida; Ixodidae. Gene Ontology annotation, molecular function: ATP binding; RNA helicase activity; RNA binding. Gene Ontology annotation, cellular component: catalytic step 2 spliceosome. The record is from RefSeq and is a predicted model, not a curated record. Gene Ontology annotation, biological process: mRNA splicing, via spliceosome.